ACCCAUCAAACCCAAUCCAAAACCCACCAAACUCAAACCCAAUUACCCAAAACCCAAAGCCUACCAACUACCCAAGCCCAAAAUCCCAAAACCAAAAAUUACCCAAAAAUCCAAAACCCAAGCCUACCAACUACCCAAGCCCAAAAUCCCAAUACCCAUUUAACCCAAACCCAAAAACAAAAAAAAAAAAGAAAAAAAAGAAGCUCCCGCACCAGAUCCCCUCACCCCAGCGCCCUGAGCCCGCGCCUUGCGCCCUACGCACCAGCACCCCUGCUCUGCGCCCAGAUCGCCUGCAAUCACGCCCCUCCUCUGCGCGCCUGAUCCUGCAAUCACGCCCCUGUUGCUUGCACGCCAGCCACUGCUGCUGCACUGCGCCUGCACUCCUGCUCGCUACAGUACAUGCCAGACGAAAUCUUCAUCAUUACUGAUUGACAGGAGCAAGUCUUUUUAUUUAUUUUAUUUUUUAUUUGGGUAUAUAUAUAUGGAAAAAAAAUCAGGAGGGGGGGUUGUUGGUUGAUAUUGGGUCUGUUUUGUUGGGGAGUUUCGGCUGAGCUUCGAGAGCAAUAGAAGGGGUUUUUCUUUGGUUUGAGCUUGGUGCUGACGGCGGUUGAAAGGGAGGCUAAUUUCUCUGUGUUCGCUUCUACUUUAGGUAAUUUCUGAACAGAGGAGCCUUCUGGGAAUGGUGGUGAAGGGGACGAUGGGAGCCUGGUCCCGUGGGUGGGAUCCCUCCCAUCAGAUCUGGAUCCAUCUUACCCAAAAAAGCUCUGCCUUGGGUGUUUUUCUUAUUUUGGUGAAUAUUUCUGCAUCUUUUUUUUUAAUGUUCAAGCUUGUACAUGUUCCGUUUGAAAUUGAAUGAAAAAUCAAAAAAAAUUGUUCAGUUCAUUUUGUCUGAUGAAUGUGCUUUCCUUUUUGUUUUUCGUUGAUGAAUGUGAUCUUUUUAUGAUGAAUGUGUUCUUUCUUUUGAAAAUGAUGAACCGUAAUUUUACUCUCUUUUUUUAUGUUCGAUCUGUUUUUGCCUGUUUUAGUUGAUGGGUUGUGUUUUUGUGGGUCGGGUUGACCCGACCCAACCUAAAAAAAAAACUAAAAAAUGUU
Molecule: messenger RNA, 1092 nt
Organism: Rubroshorea leprosula
Lineage: Eukaryota; Viridiplantae; Streptophyta; Magnoliopsida; Malvales; Dipterocarpaceae
Source: the annotation of a GenBank genome assembly